Messenger RNA from Blastocystis hominis, 525 nucleotides. RefSeq lists its product as hypothetical. NCBI's taxonomy places the organism in Eukaryota, Bigyra, Opalinata, Blastocystidae. The transcript has 3 exons. Gene Ontology annotation, biological process: DNA replication, removal of RNA primer; mismatch repair. Gene Ontology annotation, cellular component: ribonuclease H2 complex. The coding region runs from base 1 to 525 and encodes 174 amino acids. Gene Ontology annotation, molecular function: RNA-DNA hybrid ribonuclease activity; RNA binding. The record is from RefSeq and is a predicted model, not a curated record.
AUGUCCCACAACGCUGCGAUCAGUAUGAUUUCCGAGCUUCUUCGGAUGAAAGUGCGCGUCUCCGAAGUCUAUAUCGACACAGUCGGACCCGCUGCGAAAUACGAAGCCAAACUCAACCAAACUUUCAACUUCACAAACAUCAAAUUCAAAGUGGCCCCCAAAGCCGACUCCCUCUACAAAUGCGUAUCUGCCGCUAGUAUCGUCGCAAAGACGCAUCGCGACGCUAUUAUCGAGCAACAUCCCUGGGAAGAACCCUGCAUGCAAGAUAGAUUGAUAGGCAAGUUGGGCAGUGGAUAUCCUUCAGAUCCGAUGACCGUCCAGUUUUUAGAAAGCGUAAUGGAUCCAGUGUUCGGGUUUCCGACGUUUAUCCGGUUCAGCUGGAGCACAGCGUCGCGCAUGCUGCAAGAGAAGCAAGCGGCGCCGGUGAUUUGGAAGAACGAAGUGGAGAAAGAACCGCCGCUCAAGCGAUUUGAGUACGAAGCCGCGAUGCAGAGAAGGUGUGGUAUAACAAAGAGCGAGUUUUGA